GGUUUAUACAAAACUUGGCGAAAUGAUCAAUGCUAUGAGGAACCUCUGUGACCUCUUAGAACUAGAUAGCUCAGCACCACCUAGUGUCCUGGUGAACACUGUUGGAAAGCUAUGCAAUUUGUUUAAUGAGAAUGUGGCCUGGCAGGUGGAACAACUCCUGGGCACACAAGACAUUGAAAGCAUUAUCUACAAGUUAGAAGAACAUGACGACUUUUUCCCAGCAUUUCAUGCUCUUAUUAACAACUUACUUCGUGUUCUGGAAGUCAGAAGUCUCGCAGAAAUAUUACCUGCUGUACAGAAGCUGAAAUGGAUGGUCCAAUAAUAUAAACUAAAUGUAAACUUUUAACAUGUUGACUACCUCUU
This is a messenger RNA of Protobothrops mucrosquamatus (brown spotted pit viper), 363 nucleotides long. RefSeq names its product centrosomal protein of 70 kDa-like. Gene Ontology annotation, cellular component: centrosome. Lineage: Eukaryota; Metazoa; Chordata; Lepidosauria; Squamata; Viperidae. Gene Ontology annotation, biological process: regulation of microtubule cytoskeleton organization; cilium assembly. The record is from RefSeq and is a predicted model, not a curated record. Bases 23 to 322 code for a protein of 99 amino acids. The transcript is spliced from 4 exons. Gene Ontology annotation, molecular function: gamma-tubulin binding.